GGCCUGUUCUGCUGUGCACACACUGAAAAUGAUCUCAGCUGAUCAGCUGUUUAAGAAACACAAAUAUAUUUUAGUUUAAAAGCCGGCAUACAAUGUGCACAAUUGUGAAGAAUUUCAGCAGCUUAAUAUAAAUAGGGGUGUACUUUUAGCAGCAAAGAAGCAAGUCGACAUAUGGAAAUAUCCGUAGCUGAUGCAACAUAUAUUGUCCUGUAAGGACUUUUACACAAGAAAUGCAAAAGGACUUCGCAGGACCUCAAAGAAUUGUGUUAAAUUGCAACAUGUAUUCCCUGCGCAUUUUCUCUACAUUUCCCUGAAAAAGCUUUAAACGUGCACUUUACGUAUUUUAUCAGCGCUCGGCGACCUGACUUUUAAACCGGCGACGACUUCCCGGCUGCUGCGUCUUAUCGCCGGCCAAUAAAUGUGCAUCAAUGCGCCCACGACAGGACACAUAGCGAGGAGGGGCGGUGGAGCAAGGAGCGGCAGCCGCAGAAACAGAAACAAUAACAAUCGCAAAGCCGCAGGACUCGACCACAACAAGCCACAAUCGGCAAUCAUCAACACUGGCGCGCCGCAGACCGAGCAGACCGAACAGAAGGGGUCAGGGCGCAGGGCUCAGAGGUCGGAGCUUGGAGUUUGGAGGAGAAGGCGCUCUCUGACGGCGCCAGUUGCAUUUUGACAACGACAACGAACCAAAAACACCCGCGCACAGGCCAUGGCAGCCCAACGACGGCCCCGCUCCCCGGGAGUGGGGCAAAAACUGAAGCUACAGCCACAGUGGAUGGCCAAGAAUCUGCACGCCCUGCUGGAUCUGCCCGCGGCGAUGGAACUGCGCCAAAUUGAGUUGAUCUAUCGGGCGGAGGGUAAUGCAAAUUUGGUGCUCGCCCUGCCGCAAUUUAAAAAAGUUUUACGUUUGCCAAAAAUGAUAUCCAGCAGACUGCGCCAGGCGGUGCACCAGCGGCCUGAGCUGGCGGAUGAGGUUGCCCGGCCGGAAGGGCAGCGUGUCGCAUCGGAAAAAGCUGGGACUGAAAGAGCUGGCGACUUGACAAUGCCGGAUUUUAUGGCUUAUAUCGGGAUAAUGCGCCGUCUAUUAGGAAAUGAGUUUGUCUGCGGAGCGGAUAUUGUUGCCAUACCAAAGGAAGACGAUAGAUUCUGGAUAAAUGAGCACAUACGCGACCAAAGACCGGUUUCGCGUCUGGAUAAGGAAUUUGUGGGGCCAUUCGGCCUGCUGCUGCCAGAUGUGACCCAAUUGCCUGCCACGUUCGAUGUUUUACUUGCCCAUUUACAGGCAAAGGGCAAAACAGGAGAUGAAACCGGAGCAGCAGCGGGAGGAGAGGGAAGCACGAGAAACAGGAGCGCUGUCCGUCGUCUGGGCGAUACAUAUGCCAUCGAAAUAAAACCCAAACAAGGCUGGCUCCAGUUGGCAAGUGAUGUCAACGAUUUAUUUGAUUUAAUGCCAUCGGGGGCAGCGACAAAGCCAAAGGACACGCCCCACAAUCAGGCGGAGAAGGACAAGUGCUGGUGUCGCUUUUGCAGCAUGCAACUGCUGAAGCUGCACAAUGGGAAAAUCAAACGUUUGGGCCACUACUGUCCGCUGGAUCUAUUCUCUGGUACACCCAGUCGUAUGCUCGAUGCCUUGGAUGCACUUCUCGCCUGCCCGCAAAAUAAUUUACGUGUGUUUCAGAACAGCAAUUUAAUUUAUGGCGAUCACGCGAAUUCGAUUUCCUUCGAUGAAUUGAGCUCGCGUGUCUUUCCCGGUGAAAUUAUGGUGCUUAUAAAACAUUUGCUGGUGGCCUGCCUGCUAAGGGAAUACGAGGAUCCGGAAUCCAAACGAGCAGAGAGCUCCAAUCAGAGCCAGAAGCAGCCGGAGCCGGAGCCGGAGCAGGAGCAGGAGCAGCUGAAUCAGAGUCGCGUUUCGAUUGCGGCGAAGGAGACAAAGGUUGGAGCUGCUGGAAUUGGCGCCGCUAAUGUUGUCCUGCCACGCGGAGGCAGGGCGGCCGCCCCUGUUGUCACUGCCGCUCAAUUUUCGACGAGGACAAGAGCAGCUGCUGCAACUGCCACGACCCAAAGGUACACAAAAGUGGCCAGAAUGGAAACAACAAUAACUGGACCGGCAGCCACCUCGGUGGCAGGGGCAGCAUCGGGCAGCCAACUGUCCGGCAAUGUGUUGGCAACGGCAAUGGCAAUGGCAACUGCAGCUCGAACGGAAACAAAAACGGAACCGGAAACUCGGGCUGAGGCUGCUAGUACGACAAGUCGCAACGUGAAUCAGAAUGAAUGCCAAAAACUGAAUCGGAAUGAGCCUGCGAAUCAAACUCAAGCACAAGACAACAAAGCGGAAAUAUUUCGCUUACCAAAAAAUUGUGUGCUGCAAAAAAUUUUGAAUUUGCAAUUGCUGGUAAAGCGCCACUUCGACUUCAUGUGGCAGUCCGGCUACGCCGACCACUCCCGACCCACUUACAACUCGCUCCGGGGUCUCUUGGCCGCAGUCGAGGACGGAGUGGAGGCGGAACUCGAGCCGGAUGAGGAGCAGGCUUAUAUGGUCGGAGCUACGGCGCUGGAUUGCUCGAUUAUGUUGACGUUUCAGGAAAUCGAAAUCAAAUGCGAAACCGAUUGCCCGGCUGACCAGAGCUGGGAUGCGGCACUGCAGCCUUGGUGCGUCUCCCUGCUGGGUCAUCACUUUCUAACCAAGCUCUGCGUCCUGGAUUUGGAUCCCAAGCCCGACAGUCACUUUCAUAAAUUCAUAGCGCAGACACGUGAAAUUGAAAAGUGCCGUCGAGCAUUAAAUUAAUUAAUAAACUUUACACCCAACUAAAAGCAGCACGCGUCGACUGUGUAGCUCAGAAAACUGUGCUACAGUUUCCUCU
Molecule: messenger RNA, 2864 nt
Organism: Drosophila erecta
Lineage: Eukaryota; Metazoa; Arthropoda; Insecta; Diptera; Drosophilidae
Gene: Ipk1
Product: inositol-pentakisphosphate 2-kinase
Exons: 12
Coding region: 713-2788 (691 amino acids)
Biological process (GO): inositol phosphate biosynthetic process
Cellular component (GO): nucleus
Molecular function (GO): inositol-1,3,4,5,6-pentakisphosphate 2-kinase activity; ATP binding
Source: RefSeq, a predicted model, not a curated record